This is a messenger RNA of Notechis scutatus (mainland tiger snake), 747 nucleotides long. NCBI's taxonomy places the organism in Eukaryota, Metazoa, Chordata, Lepidosauria, Squamata, Elapidae. The record is from RefSeq and is a predicted model, not a curated record.
UGUAUCUUGUGGGGCGAUCGGGUCGUAAUCCCUGGCAAAUUGCAAGAGACUGUGUUGGCAGUAUUGCAUGAGGGACAUCCGGGCAUUGUGCGGAUGAAAUCACUCGCACGCAGCUACGCUUGGUGGCCGGGAAUCGACAAAAGAAUCAAGGCCUGGGUCGCUACGUGCCAACGUUGCCAGGACGUCAGCAACGCCCCACCGAAAGCAAGCCCAACCGAAUGGGAAACACCGAGGGGACCGUGGUCCCGUAUUCAUAUUGACUUUGCGAGGCCUACCAAAGGUCACACUUUCCUGAUUACUGUCGACGCCUAUUCUAACUGGCUCGAGAUUCAUCGAAUGCACACAACUACAACCGACUCAGUUAUUAAUAAAUUAAACAGACUAUUUGCCACGCACGGGUUUCCGGACGUGUUGGUCUCGGACAAUGGCCCACAGUUCACUGCAUUGCCCUUUGAACAAUAUCUUGCUGAUCGGGGCAUCCGCCAUGCGCUGACCUCGCCCGCGCACCCUGCGGCGAAUGGACGUGCAGAACGCAUGGUACAAUUUGUGAAAAAGACCCUGCAUAAAAUGGAAUUUGGCAACUUCGACGAGAAAAUCAAUCGAAUCCUCUUAUUGCAGCACAUCACGCCCCACAGCGUGACCAACAAAACACCCACUGAACUUCUUAUGGGGCGGAAAAUACGAUCGCACCUUGAAGCGCUCCACCCCACUUUCGUAGCAAAAGCUAACGAUGAUUUUGGCUUCUGA